AGACGGGCCAUUUGCCCCGAUUUAGGCAGUUCUAGAAAUCAGAAAUCAACACAACCACCCUUUGCUUUUACACUCAGCUCCUACUUAAACCCCCAACCUCGUCAUACUAAUUUCACAAAUUUAUUUACUCAGUUCUUUUUUCUCUCUAUCCAGGACUUCGAGUAGCUUCUCCUGCUUGAAUUCGAAGCUCUAGGGUUUAACUCGUCUCUAUCUAGGGUUUUGAGUUGAAAUGGCGGCUGAGAAGCUGAGGGAUUUGUCACAGCCUAUUGAUGUGCCCUUGCUCGACGCCACCGUCUCCGCUUUUUACGGCACCGGAUCUAAGGAUGAGAGGAAUGCUGCUGAUCUAAUUUUGCGCGAUUUGCAAAGCAAUCCUGAUACCUGGCUUCAGGUUGUGCACAUUCUUUCUAGCACACAGAAUCUCAAUACCAAGUUCUUUGCACUCCAGGUUUUGGAAGGUGUGAUUAAGUAUAGAUGGAAUGCCUUGCCGGUUGAUCAGCGAGAUGGAAUGAAGAACUAUAUCUCGGAUGUUAUUGUUAAGCUUUCCAGUGAUGAGAAUUCUUUUCGACGAGAAAGGCUAUAUGUGAACAAACUAAAUAUUAUACUGGUUCAGAUACUAAAGCACGAGUGGCCAUCAAGGUGGCGAAGCUUUAUUCCUGAUCUAGUCGCAGCAGCAAAAACUAGUGAGACCAUUUGUGAAAAUUGCAUGGCUAUAUUGAAACUUUUAAGUGAAGAAGUUUUUGAUUUCUCAAGAGGUGAAAUGACUCAACUUAAAAUUAAAGAGCUGAAACAGUCACUAAACAGCGAGUUUCAGCUCAUUCAUGAGUUAUGCCUAUAUGUUCUAUCAGCAUCUCAAAGAACAGAGCUUGUACGGGCGACGCUGGCCACGUUGCAUGCCUUCCUUUCAUGGAUCCCUCUGGGUUAUAUCUUUGAAUCCCCACUGCUUGAAACUCUUCUUAAGUUCUUUCCUUUACCAUCAUACCGGAACCUAACACUCCAAUGCUUGACAGAGGUUGCUGCCCUUAACUUUGGAGAUUUUUAUAACUUGCAAUAUGUCAAGAUGUACAGCAUAUUCAUCUUACAGUUGAAGGGUAUCCUUCCAAUCAGUGCAAACAUACCUGAAGCCUAUGCACAAGGCUCUAGCGAGGAACAGGCAUUUAUUCAGAAUUUGGCUUUGUUUUUCACAUCCUUUUACAAGUUUCAUAUUCGAAUUUUGGAAACGGCACCAGAAAAUAUAACUGCUUUGCUUGUGGGCCUCGAAUAUCUUAUUGACAUUUCAUAUGUGGAUGAUACUGAAGUUUUCAAGGUUUGCUUAGAUUAUUGGAACUCCUUAGUUUUGGAGCUUUUCGAGGCUCACCAUAAUCUUGAUAAUCCUGCAGCAACUGUCAACAUGAUGGGACUACAGAUGCCCUUGCUUCAUGGUUUGGCUGAUGGCCAUGGUUCACAACUUAUGCAACGACGCCAACUUUAUGCGAAUCCAAUGUCAAGGUUGAGAUUACUUAUGAUCUGUCGCAUGGCUAAGCCAGAGGAGGUGCUGAUUGUUGAAGAUGAAAAUGGGAAUAUUGUGCGUGAAACCAUGAAGGACAAUGAUGUUCUCGUUCAAUAUAAGAUCAUGAGGGAAACACUUAUUUAUCUGUCACAUCUUGACCAUGAGGAUACUGAAAAGCAGAUGCUGAAGAAAUUAAGCAAACAAUUAAAUGGAGAGGAUUGGACCUGGAACAACUUGAACACACUAUGCUGGGCGAUUGGUUCCAUAUCCGGGUCAAUGAUGGAAGAACAGGAAAACAGAUUUCUUGUGAUGGUGAUUCGUGAUUUGCUAAAUCUUUGUGAAGUAACUAAGGGAAAAGACAACAAAGCAGUUAUUGCAAGUAACAUUAUGUAUGUUGUUGGCCAGUACCCGAGGUUUCUGCGUGCUCAUUGGAAGUUCUUGAAAACGGUUGUAAAUAAGUUGUUCGAAUUUAUGCACGAGACUCAUCCUGGAGUUCAGGACAUGGCUUGUGAUACCUUUUUGAAAAUUGUUCAAAAGUGUAGGCGCAAAUUUGUUAUACUUCAGGUUGGAGAAAGUGAACCAUUUGUUUCUGAGCUCUUGACCAGUCUUCCUACAACUAUUGUUGAUCUUGAGCCUCAUCAGAUCCAUACGUUUUAUGAAUCUGUUGGUACUAUGAUUCAAGCAGAAUCUGACCCGCAGAAGAGAGAUGAGUAUCUGCAGAGACUAAUGGAGCUUCCAAAUCAGAAAUGGGCUGAGAUCAUUGGUCAAGCACGCCAGAGUGUUGAUUUCCUAAAGGACCCAGAAGUCGUGAGGGUGGUGCUCAAUAUAUUGCAGACAAAUACGAGUGCUGCUGCUUCACUUGGAACAUAUUUCUUGUCACAAAUUUCUUUGAUCUUUUUGGACAUGCUAAGUGUUUAUAGAAUGUAUAGUGAGCUUAUAUCAGCAAGCAUUGCUGAAGGCAUCCCCUAUGCUUCAAGGACAUCUUUUGUAAAGCUUUUGCGAUCAGUGAAAAGGGAAACUCUUAAGCUUAUCGAGACAUUUCUAGAUAAAGCCGAAGAUCAACCACAAAUAGGAAAACAAUUUGUGCCUCCAAUGAUGGACCCAGUUCUAGGUGAUUAUGCCCGCAAUCUGCCUGAUGCCAGAGAAUCAGAAGUCUUGUCUCUUUUUGCAACAAUAAUAAAUAAGUAUAGGGGUGCCAUGAUAGAGGAUAUCCCUCGCAUAUUUGAAGCUGCAUUUCAGUGUACCCUGGAGAUGAUUACAAAGAAUUUCGAAGAUUAUCCCGAGCAUCGUCUCAAAUUUUUUUCCUUACUUCGCGCCAUUGCGACACAUUGUUUUCAGGCAUUGAUUCUGCUGUCAAGCGAGCAACUUAAACUUGUUAUGGAUUCUAUAAUAUGGGCGUUCAGACAUACUGAAAGAAAUAUUGCUGAAACGGGACUGAACCUGUUACUGGAGAUGUUGAAGAACUUUCAGGCGUCCGAGUUCUGUAAUCAAUUUUACCGUAGUUACUUCUUAACUAUCGAGCAAGAGAUAUUUGCGGUGUUGACAGAUACAUUUCACAAACCCGGUUUCAAGUUGCAUGUCUCAGUACUUCAACAUCUAUUCUGCCUGGUGGAGUCUGGCUCAUUGACUGAACCUUUGUGGGAUUCGUCAACAGUUGCCUAUCCGUACCCCAACAAUGCUAUGUUUAUCCGUGAGUAUACGAUAAAGCUGUUGGGUUCAUCGUUCCCAAACAUGACUGCAACUGAGGUGGCCAACUUUGUGAAUGGGCUGUAUGAGUCGAGAGCAGAUCUUUCCACAUUCAAGAAUCACAUUCGAGACUUUCUCGUGCAAUCAAAAGAGUUCUCAGCUCAGGACAACAAAGAUCUGUAUGCAGAGGAAGCUGCCGCUCAAAGAGAAAGGGAGCGACAACGAAUGCUUAGCAUUCCAGGGCUUAUUGCUCCCAAUGAGAUACAAGAUGAAAUGGUGGAUUCGUAGAUGUUUAAUUCUGGGGAGGAAGCUAACUACAGGGGCCGAGUGGCUGAAGAUAUCUAUCAAGUAGCAUUGUCAUAUUCACAAUUUUUUAACUGUGUUUUGAAUCUGUCUUAGUUUUGAAGCACUGAAUCAUGAAGGUUCCCCGCUGAAAGGCUUCUAGGGUACUGAUGAAACAUUGUGGAUGUAGAGAGAGUAAUUAGAUUCUGAUGUAGGAGUAUAGUGGGGCUUCGUUUUACCGGGAUCCUGAAUUCAGCUUGGUAUUGUAAUUUUCAUGACAACUGGGGGGAUCAGAAUGUUGAAACGCCAGUUGGUUUGUGUAAUUGUGUUGAAUAGGUGCAUGUAUACUUUGAGGAUGUGUGAAAUAUAUUUUGAUAUAAUUAUUUUUUUA
Molecule: messenger RNA, 3845 nt
Organism: Daucus carota subsp. sativus
Lineage: Eukaryota; Viridiplantae; Streptophyta; Magnoliopsida; Apiales; Apiaceae
Product: protein EXPORTIN 1A
Exons: 32
Coding region: 230-3460 (1076 amino acids)
Biological process (GO): ribosomal small subunit export from nucleus; protein export from nucleus; ribosomal large subunit export from nucleus
Cellular component (GO): cytoplasm; nucleus
Molecular function (GO): small GTPase binding; nuclear export signal receptor activity
Source: RefSeq, a predicted model, not a curated record